Molecule: messenger RNA, 624 nt
Organism: Didymosphaeria variabile
Lineage: Eukaryota; Fungi; Ascomycota; Dothideomycetes; Pleosporales; Didymosphaeriaceae
Gene: CSL4
Product: exosome 3'->5 exonuclease subunit ski4 (Csl4)
Exons: 1
Coding region: 1-624 (207 amino acids)
Biological process (GO): RNA processing
Cellular component (GO): nuclear exosome (RNase complex); cytoplasm
Molecular function (GO): RNA binding
Source: RefSeq, a predicted model, not a curated record
AUGGCCCUCCCAACGCUCGCCCUCCCAGGCACCCUCCUCGGCCCAGCAUCCAAAUACGCACCCGGACCAGGAACACACAUCCAUGACUCCUCCGUCUAUGCCUCAAUAGCCGGCACCGUCGCCUCCAGUCCCUCCCUCAACCCCACUACUACAAGGCUCCCCCUCCUCUCAAUAUCCCGACCAGGCGAAGCAGGAGCCUCAGACAACGGAAACAUCCUCCCCGAAGUAGACUCGCAAGUCCUCGCACGCGUAACCCGUCUCGGUGCGCGCUUCGCCUCCGCCGAAAUCCUCGUUAUUGCGCCGUCCGCCGCGACGUCCAUAUCUUCCGACGCGGCCGUCUGCAGCACACCGUUCGCCGCGCAGAUACGCCGUGAGGAUAUUAGGGCUACGGAGAAGGAUAAGGUCACUGUGCAGGAUAGCUUUCGGGUCGGGGAUCUGAUUCGCGCGGUGGUGAUUAGUCUGGGGGAUCAGGGAGGGUAUUACUUGAGCACUGCGAAGAAUGAGUUGGGGGUUGUUGUGGCGCGGGGAGAGGGAGGAGAGGUGCUGGUACCGGUUAGUUGGAGGGAGGUUAAGGAUCUGAGGACGGGGAGGGGGGAGGCGAGGAAGGUUGCGAAGCCUUUUUGA